This is a messenger RNA of Acanthosepion pharaonis, 2658 nucleotides long. Lineage: Eukaryota; Metazoa; Mollusca; Cephalopoda; Sepiida; Sepiidae. The record is from the annotation of a GenBank genome assembly.
AUGAAGCAUUUCGCGAAUUCUUUGUGCUUCGAGUCUCGUAAUUAUUGUGAAUUUAUAUCUAAUUACUAUAAAGAUAUCACGAUAUCAUUUCUUCUUCUUCUUCUUCUUCUUCUGGAGAUUAUUUCUCCUACUUUUUCUUCUUCUUCUUCUUCUGGAGAUUAUUUAUCCUUCUUUUUCUUCUUCUUCUUCUUCUUCUUCUGGAGAUUAUUUAUCCUUCUUUUUCUUCUUCUUCUUCUUCUUCUUGAGAUUAUUUCUUUUCCUUCUUCUUCUGGAGAUUUUUUCUUCUUCUUUCUUCUUCUUCUGGAGAUUAUUUAUCCUUUUUUUUUUUUUCUUCUUCUUCUGGAGAUUAUUUAUCCUUUUUUUUUUUUUUUCUUCUUCUUCUUCUGGAGAUUACUUAACCUUCUUUUUUUCUUUUUUUCUUCUUUUUUCUUCUUCUUCUUGGAGAUUAUUUCUCCUUCUUCUUCUUUCGAGAUUAUUUUCUGGAGAUUAUUUCUUCCUUCUUUUUUUUUCUUCUUCUUCUUCUUGGAGAUUAUUUUUCUUUUUUUCUUUUUUCUUCUUCUUCUGGAGAUUAUUUCUCCUUCUUUUUUCUUCUUCUUCUUCUGGAGAUUAUUUCAUCCUUCUUUUUCUUUUUUUCUCCUUUUUCUUCUUUCUUCUUCUUCUUCUUCUGGAGAUUAUUUCUCCUUCUUUUUCUUCUUCUUCUUCUGGAGAUUAUUUCUCCUUCUUUUUCUUCUUCUUCUUCUUCUUCUGGAGAUUAUUUCUCCUUCUUUUUCUUCUUCUUUUCUUCUUCUUCUUCUGGAGAUUAUUUAUCCUUCUUUUUCUUUUUCUUCUUCUUCUUCUGGAGAUUAUUUAUCCUUCUUUUUUUUCUUCUUCUUCUUCUUCUGGAGAUUACUUAUCCUUCUUUUUCUUCUUCUUCUUCUUCUGGAGAUUAUUUCUUCUUCUUCUUCUUCUUCUUCUUCUGGAGAUUAUUUCUCCUUCUUUUUCUUCUUCUUCUUCUUCUUCUGGAGAUUAUUUCGUCUUCUUUUUCUUCUUCUUCUGGAGAUUAUCUCUCCUUCUUUUUCUUCUUCUUCUUCUGGAGAUUAUUUCUCCUUUUCUGAGAUUUUUUUUCUUUUUUUCUUCUUGGAGAUUAUUUUUCCUUCUUCUUCUUCUUGGAGAUUAUUUUUUCUUCUUCUUCUUCUUCUUCUUCUUCUUCUGGAGAUUAUUUCUCCUUCUUUUCUUCUUCUUCUUCUUCUUCUGGAGAUUAUUUCUCCUUUUUUCUUCUUCUUUUUAUUUUCUUCUUCUUCUUCUCUGGAGAUUAUCUUCUUUCUUUUUUCUUUCUUCUGGAGAUUAUUUAUCCUUCUUUUUUCUUUUUUCUUCUUCUGGAGAUUAUUUAUCCUUUUCUUUUUUCUUUUUCUUCUUCUGGAGAUUAUUUUUUCUUUUUCUUCUUCUUCUUUGGAGAUUUUUUCUUCUUUUCUUUUUUUUUCUUCUUCUUCUGGAGAUUAUUUCUCCUUCUUUUUCUUCUUCUUCUCUUUCUUUUUCUUCUUUUUAUCAUUUCAUCUUCUAGUUCUUCUUGCUUUUCUUCUUCUACUUCAUUUGUCAUUUUUUACUGAAAUAAUUUCUCGUUCUUCUUCAUCUUCUUCGUCUUCUGCUUUAGGAAAACACUUUUUCUUAUUCUUUCUUCUUUUUUUAGGAAAUAAUUGCUCCCUUUUUGUUGAGAUCAUUUCUUCUCAUUCUUCCUUUACUUCUUCUUCGUCUUCUUUAGGAGAUCAUUUCUUCUUCUUCAGGAGAUCAUUUUUCUUUUUAUUCUUCCUCUGCUUUAGAAGACAAUUUCUCCUUCUUCACGUUUUUCUUUUUCUUCUCAUCUUCUUCUUCUUCUACUUCAUCUUCUUGAGAUCAUUUCUUCUUCUUUCCCUUCUCCUUCUUCUUCUUCUACUUCAUCUCCUGGAGAUCAUUUCAUCGUCUUCUUUUUCCUCAUUAUGUGAUCGUUUUUUUUUUCUCAUUCUUCUUCUUUUUCUUCUUCUUCAUCAAGAAAUCAUUUCUUGUUGUUGCUGUUGUUUGUUUUCUACUUCAGGAUAUCAUUUCUCAUUAUUCUUCGUCUUUUUUAGGAAAUCAUUUCUUCUUUUCCUUUUUCUUUUUCUUUUUCUCAUUCUCAUUCUUCUUCUUUGGAACAUCAUUUCUUCUCAUGCUUCCUCUUCUUCUUUGUCUUCUUUAGGAAAUGAUUUCUUCUUAAGGAACUCACUUCUUUUUCUUUUCUUUCGUCUUCUGCUUCAGGAUAUCAUCAUUUGUUUUUAUUCUUCCUUUUCUUUAGGAAAUGAUUUCUUCGUCUUCUUCUUUUUUAUUAUUAUUUUGGAGAUCAUUUCUUCUCAUUCUUUUUGUUCGUCUCCUUUAGCAAGUCAUUUCUUAUUUCUUCUUCUUCUUCUUCUGCUUGCUUCUUCUUUAGGAGAUUAUUUCAUUUCCUUCUUCUUAUUCGUCUCUUUUAGCAAAUCAUUUCUUCAUAAUCUUCCUCUUUCUUUUUCUUCCUUUUCAUCUUCUUCUUCUUCUUCUUCUUCUUCUUCUUCAUCAUCUUCUGCUUCUUCUUCUCCUUUAGGAGAUUAUUUCUUCCCAUUCUUCUUGUUCGUUUCCUUUAGCAAAUCAUUUCUUCACAUUCUUCUUUUCCUUCUUUUUCUUCUUCUUCAUAUUUAG